AUGGCGAGCUUCCCAAGGAAAAUGGAAUAUGUCUAUUGCGGCAUCGAUUGGAAGCCGUUUCUUCCAACGGCUCUGGCUUCCUCGACUGUGGCGGGAGCAAUCUGUGUGUUUUUCAUCCAGAUCCCUAUAAUUUGCAGGGCAACGGGAAUGCGCGAGGUGGCACUCUACACGACCUUCGGUGUCUUGUUUUUGAUCACUCUGGGGUGCAUGAUGUACUGUAUCAAUGCCGACCCUGGUCAAUCGAGGAAAACGCGCAAUGUGAGCCACGACAUCGAAGAGGGGUUACCGCAACGUGCCCACAAGUCGUUUCAGUAUCGCCGUCCAAUUCGCCGCUAUGACCAUUACUGCAAAUGGGUGAAGAACGUCAUCGGCCUGCUGAACCACCGGGAGUUCAUCCUGAUGGUUGGUGGUUUGAUUGCCAUAGCGCUGCUCGGCAUUCUCAUGGAUCUAUGGGUUGCCAUUUUGUUGGCUGAGGAGGGAUCAUUGGACGCCGAAGUCGCCGUUGCGUUGCACUUGGGGUACUCAGUGGCCCUGCUGGCGGUUGCUGGGCCAAUAAUGAAGAUUCAUUUUGGCUUGAUCUCCAGGAACGAGUUGGCGCAAGAGUGGAGGAGCAACCAACACUACGUAGCAAACAACACCAGUAAGGGCGACAAUGUUUAUGUCGAGGAGCUGUCGGAUGACGAGUUCAAUGAGAUUUUCGACCGUGGAGAGUUCAUUUAUGACAAGAACAGGAAUCCCUUUGACCACGGUUUUGCGCGGAAUUGCUUGAACUUCUGGUGCAAGCCCCGCUGGCCCGCUGAUUCAAAGGGAAACUUCUGA
Molecule: messenger RNA, 819 nt
Organism: Durusdinium trenchii
Lineage: Eukaryota; Dinophyceae; Suessiales; Symbiodiniaceae
Source: the annotation of a GenBank genome assembly